AUGUCCCCGUCGUCGCCCUCCACCUCCUCCCACCUGCCCGCAGCCCUCCCGGCCUGCACCAGGCCCGCCCCGAGCCAGAUCUGGGCCCAGAGGGAGCCCGCGCGCCUCCGCCCGAGCACCCCGCAGCAAUCUGCCCUGCGUGCCUCGUCGACCUUGCCGCCCUGCCAUGCAAGCCUGCUGGCCACCAGAGGACCUCGCCGCCACCCCAGGCCAGGCCAGGCCAGCGCCUCGUCCCCCUCCUCCUCCUUCCUUUGUUUUCUCUCUCUUCCUCUCAGAUCUCACGCUAUCUCUCCCUGCGGCCUCCACAGUGACCCCGCCACCGGCCUCGUCUACGCCCACACCGGUUGGGAUCCAUCAGACCCAGGCCCCUGCGACCCGAUCCCGGCCUCAUCGUCCCUGCCGUGCUGCUCUGCUGCACUCGCCAGAGAAUCAGGCGCCGUUGCCGCCCGCUCCCAUGGCCGCCUCGGCCCUGCUCGAGAGGACCUAGCCCCUCCACCUACAUAUAGCCUCCCCUCCUCAAAAUACGCACGCAGCCACCUCCACUCCGUCACUUUUCGCCGGCCUAGAGGCCCGCCGCCACCUGCGCUGCUGCCUGUGGCCGCUCCCACGCUGCCACGUGUCCCAGCCGCCGCCCUCCACCUCCGCCCACCUCCCCGCGGUCCUCCCGGCCUGCACCAGGCCCGCCCUGGGCCAGAUCUAGGCUCGAAGGGAGCCCGUGCGCCUUCGCCCCGCAGCGAUCCGCCCCGCCUACCUCGUCAACCUCGCCGCCCUACCGUCCGCGCCCGGUGGCCACCGGCGGACCUCGCCGCUGCCCCAAGCCAGGCCAGCGCCCCGUCCCCCUCCUCCUCCUUCCUCCGUUUUCUCUCACUCUCCCUCUCAUAUCUCACGCUCUCUCUCCCUCCGGCCUCCACAGGGACCCGCUGCCGGCCUCGUCUUCGCCCGCACCAGCCGGGAUCCAUCGGAUCUGGGUCCCCGCGACCCGACCCCGGCCUCAUCGGCCCUGUCGGACCAUGCUGCCGCCCUCACCGGAGAUUCAGGCGCCGCCUAUGCCCGCUGCCAUGGCCGCCUCGGCCCUGCUCGAGAGGAGCACGAACGCGCACGCCCAGCCGCGCCUCGGCCUCGCCGGGCCCAGCCAAGCGCACCCUCUGCCCGACCUUAUCCACCACCGAACUGGGCCACGGCCCGCUAUGUGCCUGUUUCAUUGCGAUUAUGAGGAUUUGUUCGACUACACUUGGCUUGUCUACUCCAUUCAUGGACUCCAUCUUCUUCCUAGCAGGAUUUCAGGCAAGAUGACCGUUACACUGGAUCUCACUACUAUCAUUGCUAUGCUAGUUGUCUCGAUGCUAUCGCUAUGUCAUGCUUCCUACCACUUGUUUAUGAAGCCUCCCAUUCUGCCAGGAAACAACCUCUAACCUUUUCG
Molecule: messenger RNA, 1420 nt
Organism: Triticum aestivum (bread wheat)
Lineage: Eukaryota; Viridiplantae; Streptophyta; Magnoliopsida; Poales; Poaceae
Product: vegetative cell wall protein gp1-like
Exons: 3
Coding region: 1-1293 (430 amino acids)
Source: RefSeq, a predicted model, not a curated record